Staurois parvus is the source of this 309-nucleotide messenger RNA. The record is from the annotation of a GenBank genome assembly. Lineage: Eukaryota; Metazoa; Chordata; Amphibia; Anura; Ranidae.
CAUAAACGGCGCCCACCUAUUUGGACUGUGCGUGCUCCCUGGGACGAUCGCUGUACGGGACCUCUGUACGAGGUCCCGAUUCAUGUGAUCGCUGAUUGGCCAAUCAGUGAUCACAUGAAUAGUAGUAAGCAAGAUGUCACUUCUGAUAUUACUUAUUACGUGUGAAAUCUGUGAAUGAUCACAGAGAUCACAUGAUACAAGGCUAUUCAUAACAGCCUUGUACCGUGUGACAAGCUGUGACCAAUCACAGCUCACACAGUAUUUCUCAAUGGCUGCAAGAAUGGAGCCAGAGUGGAGAAAUGAUUGCUU